AUGGAGGAAACUCCAGUCCAGGAUAGCAAAGAACCAAAGACUUGCCAAAGAUGCAAGACAACCCUGCUGGAUGCUGGCAUUGAAGAUUUGGAAAGCCUCAAACGUCAACUGGACCUGGGGAACUGUUUACAGGCACUGUUUUCGGCCCAAAAACACAACCAGAGGUCAUUGGUACAAGCGGCCAUUGAGGUUAUGUCCGACAACUACCUGCAGGUACUCCUGGAUCCCGACCUUUACGGGCGGCUUACUGAUGCCGAUCGGGAGCUAAUCCUGAGGCAGAGAACAAGAGGAAGAAGAUUCAUCAUGGUGGCAGAUAUGGACCCCCAAGACUGCCAGAGUGCUGUGUAUUACUAUGACGACUGUGGAAACACCUGGCACAAACUUUGCUCCGUUCCGCUGGAAGUCAUCAGCAAAGCUUGUGCCACAUGCACAAUGGAUAACUACCUGUUUGUCGCUGUGGGUUGCCAAAGCACCGAGACAGAAAUGACACCUUCCAAGCGAGUGUUUUGCUAUAAUCCUCUCACGGCCAUUUGGAAGGAGAUCAGCCCCAUGAACGAAGCCAGGCCCAAUUGCAAACUUGCCGCACUGGAUGGCUACAUCUACGCCAUCGGUGGGGACUGCCUCUCCUCGGUGGAGCGCUACGACCCGCGGUCAGACGAGUGGACCUUUGUGGCCCCUCUGCCAAACGAUACGUUCUCCGUGGCCCACCACGUGACCGUGUGCAAAGAGGAGCUGUUUGUGUCCGGCGGUAGUCUCCGCUACAUGCUUCUGCGCUACAGCCCCAAGAGCGACACGUGGAGGGGGAGUCUGCUGACCGGUGGCAAAGACAGGACGGCAGACAUCGUGGCCGUGGGACCCUUUCUGUAUCGCUUUGACGUCAACCCUCAGCUGGGGGUCAGCGUGUACCGCUACCACACCGUGGCCCGACUGUGGUACGAGUGCGGCACCAAACGCCUCCCCCGCUGUCCUGCGUUCCGGUGCGUCGCAAUCGACGACGUCGUCUACUGCGUCAGCCGUCGCUUCACCUUGAGGUUUGAGGCCGACGAGAUCUCUCCGGCUUUCGCUGACGACGAGUUGAGCGUCCCCUCGGCAGCCAGGGGUCUCCUUUUCCCCUUUGUACUGUCGCUGCCUGACGCGAGCCCUCGGCAGACCAGCGUGUAG
Syngnathoides biaculeatus (alligator pipefish) is the source of this 1161-nucleotide messenger RNA. RefSeq names its product kelch domain containing 7A (gene klhdc7a). Gene Ontology annotation, molecular function: protein binding. The record is from RefSeq and is a predicted model, not a curated record. The transcript has 3 exons. Bases 1 to 1161 code for a protein of 386 amino acids. Lineage: Eukaryota; Metazoa; Chordata; Actinopteri; Syngnathiformes; Syngnathidae.